AUGUCGUUCGUCGCCACGACCAACCCGAACUCAUCUCGGGCCCAGGCAGUGGUCAGCCACAACCUGCCACAACUCCAAGGUAGUCCAGACUUGGACAAUGCAGUUCACGGACCCCCUGGGAGCGCAUACACCGAGAAGUCGGAGCAGGAGAGAAGCGAAGAUGAUGAGACCUUGCAAGAGAAGGAGGAGAGGGUGGACGCUCGGGUGGGCGACCUUGCUCGACAGCUAACGCGCCAAUCUACUCGUUUCUCCACGAAAGGCGCCCUGAAGAACCCCUUUGCGGUGGACGACCCAGAAUCGGCCCUCAACCCCCACAGUCCCAACUUCAAGCCCAGGGACUGGAUCAAGAUGCUCCUCGCCAUUCGCUCCCGUGAUCCCGAACGAUACCCCGACCGUACAGCAGGUGUUGCAUUCCGGAAUUUGAAUGUCCAUGGAUUCGGAUCGCCGACCGACUACCAGAAGGACGUGCUGAACUCACUUCUUGAACUAGGAACCUUAUGUCGGAGACUGGUCGGUAUGAAGAUGCAAAAGAUUCAGAUCCUUCGCGAGUUUGACGGUCUAGUCAAAAGUGGUGAGAUGGUCGUCGUGCUGGGAAGACCAGGUAGUGGCUGUUCCACCUUCCUCAAGACAAUCGCCGGCGAGAUGAACGGUAUCGAAAUGUCAGAGGACUCCAUCUUGAACUACCAGGGUAUACCCGCAAAGGAGAUGCAAAAGGCCUUCCGAGGCGAAGCCAUUUAUAACGCCGAGACUGAUGUCCACUUCCCCCAACUCUCCGUCGGUGAUACUUUGACGUUUGCAGCUCUCGCAAGGGCCCCUAGGAAUCGCUUGGAAGGAGUCAGUCGGAAGCAGUAUGCGGAGCAUAUGAGAGACGUGGUCAUGGCCAUGCUGGGGCUUUCCCAUACGAUCAAUACCCGGGUUGGAAACGACUUUGUUCGCGGAGUCAGUGGUGGUGAGAGAAAGCGUGUCAGUAUCGCAGAGGCCACCUUGAGUCAGGCACCAUUGCAGUGCUGGGACAAUAGCACUAGAGGUCUCGAUAGUGCUAAUGCCCUGGAAUUCUGCAAGAAUUUGUCUCUGAUGAGCAAGUAUGCUGGCACUACUGCUUGCGUUGCCAUCUACCAGGCGUCUCAAAGCGCAUACGAAGUGUUCGACAAGGUGACCGUGCUUUAUGAAGGGCGUCAGAUUUACUUCGGCCGAACGAACGAGGCCAGACAGUUCUUUGUGGAUAUGGGAUUUGAGUGUCCCGAGCGCCAAACAACAGCCGAUUUCUUGACCUCGCUAACCAGCCCAGCGGAGCGCCAGGUUCGCCCUGGGUUUGAGAAUCGCGUCCCUCGGACGCCGGAUGAGUUUGCGGCGGCAUGGAAGCAAAGCAGUGCGAGAGCCGCCCUUAUCAGGAAGAUCGAAGAGUUUGAACAACAGUAUCCGAUCCACGGCUCUUCAUACAAUGCCUUCCUGGACGCCCGCAAAGCCAUGCAGGCGAAAAACCAGCGUCUCAAAUCUCCCUACACGAUCUCCGUGUGGGAACAAAUUUCCCUGUGCACUGUCCGUGGAUUCCAGCGUCUGCGUGGAGAUUUCAGUCUAACUGCCAGUGCAUUGAUCGGAAACUUUAUUAUCGCCUUGAUCGUGGCCUCCGUCUUCUUCAACCUUCCGGAUACCACCGCUAGCUUCUACUCCCGCGGAGCUUUGUUGUUCUACGCUGUCCUUCUCAACGCUUUCUCCAGUGCUCUCGAAAUCCUGACACUUUAUGCCCAACGUCCAAUUGUGGAAAAGCAGUCAAGAUAUGCCUUUUAUCAUCCAUUUGCAGAGGCCAUGGCAUCCAUGCUUUGCGAUACACCAUACAAGCUGAUAAACUCGAUCACAUUCAAUAUCCCGCUGUACUUUAUGACGAAUCUCCGCCGUGAUGCGGGCGCCUGGUUUACAUUCUGGAUUUUUUCCGUGGUCACCACAUACACCAUGUCCAUGAUUUUCAGAACUAUUGCGUCGACGUCCCGCUCCCUUUCGCAAGCCCUGGUACCGGCAGCCAUCCUCAUUCUUGGAAUGGUGAUUUACACCGGUUUUGUGAUUCCGACUCGGAAUAUGCUUGGCUGGUCCCGCUGGAUGAAUUAUAUAAAUCCUAUCGCCUACGCCUUUGAAAGUUUCAUGGUUAAUGAGUUCUCCGGACGUCACUUCCCCUGCUCGGCGAUUAUUCCCUCCGGAGAUCAGUACGACUCGAUAUCGAUGGACCAUCGGAUUUGCUCCACGGUCGGCGCCCAGUCGGGAUCGACCAUCGUGGACGGGACCACCUAUCUCAAGGAGAGUUAUCAAUAUACUAAAGGGCACGAGUGGAGAAACAUGGGAAUCUUGAUCGCGUUUAUGAUUUUUUUCUGUGGCACCUAUCUUGCUGGCACCGAAUAUAUCUCCGAGCAAAAGUCCAAGGGUGAGGUCCUUCUGUUUCGACGUGGCCACCAGCCGAAGCUUCCCCAGGGAGAAACAGAUUUGGAAUCUUCAACUGUUCCUGGCGGUGCGGUCAAGACCGAGGCGCCUGAUCAAUCGGAAGUUCGUAUUCAGAGGCAAACGGCUAUCUUCCACUGGCAAGACGUCUGUUAUGACAUUAAGAUCAAAGGGGAGCCUCGACGGAUCUUGGACCACGUGGACGGGUGGGUAAAGCCCGGCACAUGCACCGCACUGAUGGGUGUCUCUGGAGCCGGUAAAACUACCUUGCUUGAUGUCUUAGCCACGCGUGUUACCAUGGGUGUCGUUACGGGAGACAUGCUUGUCGAUGGACGCCCCCGAGACCAGUCGUUCCAGCGUAAGACAGGCUACGUACAACAGCAGGAUCUGCACUUAUCUACUUCGACCGUUCGUGAAGCCCUCCGGUUCAGUGCGUUACUACGUCAGCCGGCGCACGUUAGCCGAGAAGAGAAACUGGACUACGUUGAAGAAGUUAUUAGACUUUUGGGUAUGGAGGCCUAUGCCGAUGCCAUUGUCGGUGUGCCUGGUGAGGGUCUGAACGUUGAGCAACGCAAGCGACUGACGAUCGGCGUUGAGCUUGCUGCUAAGCCGCAGUUGUUGCUAUUCUUGGAUGAACCGACCUCUGGUCUGGACAGUCAGACUUCGUGGUCCAUUCUGGAUCUGAUCGAUACAUUGACCCAGCACGGACAAGCCAUUCUCUGCACCAUCCAUCAGCCUUCGGCCAUGUUGUUUCAGCGCUUCGACCGUCUUCUCUUCCUGGCCCGAGGAGGAAAGACCAUCUACUUUGGCGAAAUCGGCGAGAAUUCCACCACACUGUCAAAUUACUUCGAACGUAACGGCGCCCACCCCUUGUCCCAGGGAGAGAACCCUGCCGAGUGGAUGCUUGACGUCAUCGGAGCGGCACCCGGUUCCCACACCGAUAUAGAUUGGCCAAAGGUAUGGCGGGAGAGUCCGGAGCACACACAGGUUAAGGAGCAUCUCGCGGAUUUGAAAUCGACUCUGUCCACCAAGCCCCAAGACAACUCUGACCCCGAAGCCCUCAAGGAGUAUGCUGCAUCAUUUGGUCUCCAGCUAUGGGAAUGCUCACUCCGUGUGUUUGCCCAAUAUUACCGCACUCCAAGCUACAUCUGGUCCAAGACCGCCCUCUCCGUCCUGACUGCCUUGUACAUUGGGUUUUCGUUCUUCCACGCCAGCAAUUCCAUCCAGGGCAUGCAAAACCAGAUGUUCAGUGUGUUCAUGUUAAUGACCAUUUUCGGCAACUUGUGUCAACAGAUUAUGCCCCACUUUGUCACUCAAAGAUCUCUCUACGAGGUCCGUGAACGUCCAUCAAAGACGUACUCCUGGCAGGCCUUCAUGACAGCCAACAUCCUGGUGGAAUUGCCGUGGAACACGCUCAUGGCCGUGUUCAUGUUCCUCUGUUGGUACUAUCCGAUUGGCUUAUACAACAAUGCCAAACCCACCGAUGCCGUGAAUGAACGUGGCGGUCUCAUGUUCUUGCUCAUCUGGGUUUUCUUGCUCUUUACAUCGACGUUUGCCCACAUGGUCAUUGCCGGUAUUGAACUGGCCGAGACGGGUGGUAAUAUCGCUACGUUGUUAUUCUCCCUCUGCUUGAUCUUUUGUGGUGUCCUAGCGACCCCGGAGGCCAUGCCCGGGUUUUGGAUCUUCAUGUACCGGGUAUCCCCGUUCACGUAUCUGGUGUCGGCCAUGCUCUCAACAGGACUUUCAGGAACCACGGUCACCUGCGAAGCGGUUGAGUAUCUGACAUUCGACCCACCGAGCAACGAGACCUGUCAGGACUACAUGGCAUCCUACAUCAGCUUAAAUGGUGGCUAUUUGAAGAACCCAUCGGCCACCUCCAACUGUGACUUCUGCACCAUGAGCAGCACAGAUACCUUCCUUGCCUCGGUAUCGAGUAGUUUCUCAGAUGCCUGGCGCAACUUCGGCCUGAUGUGGGUGUAUAUCUUCUUCAACAUUGUGGCUGCCGUGGGUAUCUACUGGUUGGCCCGAGUGCCCAAGGGCAAGAAGGUGUCGGGGACUACCUAA
This is a messenger RNA of Aspergillus sclerotioniger CBS 115572, 4491 nucleotides long. Its product is annotated as pleiotropic drug resistance family ABC transporter. The coding region runs from base 1 to 4491 and encodes 1496 amino acids. Gene Ontology annotation, biological process: transmembrane transport. Lineage: Eukaryota; Fungi; Ascomycota; Eurotiomycetes; Eurotiales; Aspergillaceae. The record is from RefSeq and is a predicted model, not a curated record. Gene Ontology annotation, cellular component: membrane. The transcript has 2 exons. Gene Ontology annotation, molecular function: ABC-type transporter activity; ATP hydrolysis activity; ATP binding.